Molecule: messenger RNA, 1517 nt
Organism: Hyposmocoma kahamanoa
Lineage: Eukaryota; Metazoa; Arthropoda; Insecta; Lepidoptera; Cosmopterigidae
Product: sucrose-6-phosphate hydrolase-like
Exons: 1
Coding region: 1-1464 (487 amino acids)
Biological process (GO): carbohydrate metabolic process
Cellular component (GO): cytoplasm
Molecular function (GO): beta-fructofuranosidase activity
Source: RefSeq, a predicted model, not a curated record
AUGGCGAGUCUAAGGUUGUUGCUCUUAUUGUCACUAGUGGCAUUUAUAAAUGCCAAACUAGGCAGACAAUCAGAAAGUGCUAUAGAUGAAUUAGAAAGGUAUAUACAAGAAAAGAAAGCUGAGAUAAAUCAAAGGUACAGGCUGCAUUAUCACGUCUCUGCUCCCGUGGGAUGGAUCAAUGACCCGAAUGGAUUUUCCGUUUACAAAGGCGAGUACCACCUUUUCUACCAAUUUUAUCCUUAUGACACCGUGUGGGGUCCGAUGCACUGGGGACACGUGGUUAGCCCCGAUCUAGUCAAUUGGCAAUGGCUGCGAACUGCGUUGCUUCCUGAAGAAGAAUAUUGUUUCUCGGGCAGUGCUGUUGUCGAUAACGACACAUUGGUUCUCAUGUAUACUGCCCAUAUAGAGGAUGAGGAUGAGGAGGGGUUUGACCAAACUCAAUACCUGGCUUUUAGUGAUGACGGUGAGAGGUUUACAAAGUAUGAAGGAAAUCCAGUGAUACCUAGACCAGAAAAUGGUUCACCACAUUUCAGAGAUCCUAAAACAUGGAAACACGGAGACUACUGGUACACCGUUAUUGGUGCUAGAACUAUAGAUGACAGAGGCACAGUUCUUCUUUACAGGUCCCCUGAUUUAUUUGAUUGGGAAUUCUUGACGGACUUAGGAGAAUCUGAUGGAACAAUGGGAUUUAUGUGGGAGUGCCCAGAUUUCUUUGAACUGGCCGGAAAAUAUGUACUUUUGUUAUCGCCUGAAGGCGUGGAACCGCCACCCGGUGGUUUAUAUAGAUCUCACAUAACUGGAUACAUUAUAGGAAGCUUCAAUUAUACUACCUAUGAGUUUAUACCUGAGGUGGAAUUCCAAGAACUUGACUAUGGUCAUGAUUUCUACGCUGCGCAGACGACAGACAGGGAUGGUAAAAGGUAUGUUGUCGGUUGGUUUAAUAUGUGGGGAGUAGAUCAUCCCGAAAAUGUUGAUGGAUGGGCUGGAGCGUUGACCCUGAUAAGAGAAUUGCAGCUGUAUGGAAAUCGUCUCUUAAUGAAACCCGUUGAUGAUCAAGUGACCUUAAGACAAGGUUCUAUAAACGUCACUUUGCAAACAAACUAUGGAGUUUCUUUUGAUGCUACUGGAGAAAUGAUCGUUGAAGGCGACCUGGACCAGGAUAUAGUGUUGGAAUUGACUGGGAACGCUGGUGGUCAACAAGUUUGGUUGCGUUGGAAUUCAGUAACCAAGAUUGUAUCCGUUGACAGAGGAAACGGUGACGUUAGACAGGUUGAUUGGACUCCUAUAGGGAGUACGUCCUGGAGGAUAUUCCUUGAUGCCAGUACUUUAGAGCUAUUUUGUGGGGAAGGAGAAGUGGUGUUCAGCAGCCGUGUGUACCCUGACGGUGGAUGGUUGGUCUUUAAUAGGAGUGUCCAGCCUUUGCAAGUGACAGCUUUUUUACUGAGCAGAAGCAUUCCAGUUUAAUUUUAAACGAAAAUUUUUUUUUUGAUAAUAAUAUAAACUGUUUGUUGUUGUUU